Messenger RNA from Zea mays, 1253 nucleotides. RefSeq names its product zinc finger protein 36. Gene Ontology annotation, molecular function: transcription cis-regulatory region binding; DNA-binding transcription factor activity. Lineage: Eukaryota; Viridiplantae; Streptophyta; Magnoliopsida; Poales; Poaceae. The record is from RefSeq and is a predicted model, not a curated record. Gene Ontology annotation, biological process: regulation of DNA-templated transcription. The transcript has a single exon. Bases 171 to 917 code for a protein of 248 amino acids. Gene Ontology annotation, cellular component: nucleus.
UCCAAUCUCCGAACUCCGACUCCGAUCCGAUCCACCCGUCUUCCAUUCCAGCUCUAUCACCCCGCACAGGCCUCAGACCUAGAAGUCCGUCCGAGAACGUUAAAGACGUGCGCCGCCAGCUAACUAUAGUUUCCUCCUCAUCACCUGUCGUCGCCAUCAGCAAGGUAGCCAUGGCCGCCGGUUUCGAAGCGCUUCUUGACUCCACCGCGCUCUCGCUCGCGCUGCCAGUGCCAGUGCCGACGAUGACGCUCCUGGGGCUGAAGAAGCUCAACAGCGAGGACUACCUAGCCAUCUGCCUCGCCGCGCUCGCGGGCACCCGAGGAAGAAGCGGCCUCAGCAAGGCCGCCGCCGCCGCCGCUGGUUUCGGGCGGCAGGAGGGCGGCGGCAGUCGUAAGCAGUGGUCGUGCCCGCCGCCGGCGCCGGCGCGCGAGGAGGAGGAGCUCCGGUUCCGGUGCGCGGUGUGCGGGAAGGCCUUCGCGUCCUACCAGGCGCUCGGCGGCCACAAGUCCAGCCACCGCAGGCCGCCCACGGGGGAGCAGUACGCUGCUGCUCUCGCCGCCGCGCAGCAGGCGGCAGACCACUCCGAGGAGACGACGACGACGUCGGGUGGGCCGCACCGGUGCACCAUCUGCUGGAGGGGGUUCGCCACGGGCCAGGCGCUCGGCGGGCACAAGCGCUGCCACUACUGGGACGGCAGCUCCGUGUCCGUCUCCCUGUCGGCGACGGCGUCCGCUACGGGUACGGGGACGGGGUCAUCAGGCGUCACCGUCAGGAACUUUGACCUCAACCUGAUGCCUGUGCCGGAGAGCGAUGGGAUGAGGCGAUGGGUCGAAGAGGAGGAGGAGGUGCAGAGCCCGCUGCCGAUCAAGAAGCGCAGGAUUUCGAAUCCAUCAUUAACUCUCGCUACCUGCGACUGAGAUCAUAUGUCCAUCGAUUCAUGUAAAAAGGAAGAUGCGUGAUGAUUGUUUCAUCGAUUAUCAAUUGAUUCUAGUAAACUGAAGUGACUACUUAAUUGCCCAUCUUCUGUGUCCACUGGAAGAAUUUUGGGAUCAAGAUCGAUCGUCAGCUCUAUACUAUCCUCAUAAUCAUCCUCUACUUCAUGGGUCUCUCCCGAUUCAACCAAUCUCAUUUAUCGUUGAUGACUUUCUAAGUUAGACAAACCCUAAACAUUAACCAUGUGGAUAAUCUGUAAAGAGAUAUGAUUGAAGUAUCUAGUAUGCAGUCAUAUUUGAAACUCCAACGAUUUAGGUCAA